Molecule: messenger RNA, 405 nt
Organism: Paramuricea clavata
Lineage: Eukaryota; Metazoa; Cnidaria; Anthozoa; Malacalcyonacea; Plexauridae
Source: the annotation of a GenBank genome assembly
AUGCUAGCUAAAGUUCUUAAAUUAUCUGCAGAUAUAAUUGCACCAUCUCUGACAACAAUCUUUAACCAAUCACUACAUACUGGCAUAUUUGUCAAUGACUGGAAAUUAGCACGUGUGCAACCGAUUUAUAAAUCUGAGGAUAGAAGCAAAUGUGAGAAUUACCGUCCAAUUUCUAUUCUCCCAGUUGUAAGUAAAAUUUUUGAAAAAGAAAUUUUUCAGCAAUUAUAUAGUUAUUUAUCUGCAAACUCACUAAUUUCAAAGUUUCAAUCUGGAUUUCGACCUAAACAUUCAUCUCUAACCUUACUUCUCCAGAUGUGCGAUGAAUGGCUAAAAAAUAUGGAUGAGGGUAAAAUAACUGGUCUUGUUUCUCUGGAUAUCAAGAAAGCAUUUGAUUCAAUUAAUUAA